UUGCGUUGCAGCCGGGGAUUGCACGAUUGGGGCAUAGGUGAUGAGUGCAGAUCAGCUCGGGUAGAGGAGGGGUGAUGAGUGCAGAUCUGGGCUCGGGCAGAGGAGGUUGCAGGCGCGCAGGGGGUAGGGCGUGUAGGCGUGCAGGAGGCAUGAUUGCCGGUGCGCAGAGUGCAGGAGAUUUGGUGCAGGGCAAGGGGUUGGCGCAGAGCAAGACUGGUGCAGGAAGCAAGGCCGGGGCAGGAGCUAGGGCGCAGGAGCUAGAGGCGCUGAGCAGGGGGCGCUGGUUCGUGCAGACGAUCUGGGCUGGUUCGGGAGGAGAGUGCAGGCGCUGGCAGCAGGAGGCGUAGAGCAGGAUCGGUGCAAGCGAGGUGCAGGCAAGCAGGGGCGUAGGUAGCAGGAUUUGGUGUGCAGAAAGGGAGGCGUAGAGGGUGUAGCGAGUAGGGGGUGCAGAGGUGCAGAGGAGGGUGUAGGCGCAUGAUUGCCGGUGAUGACAAACAAGGGGCGCCGGCUGGUUUGGGGAGGAAGCUGGUUUGGGAGAGAGAGAACGAAGACCUUGGCAUUUUUUAUUUUA
This is a messenger RNA of Rubroshorea leprosula, 571 nucleotides long. The record is from the annotation of a GenBank genome assembly. Lineage: Eukaryota; Viridiplantae; Streptophyta; Magnoliopsida; Malvales; Dipterocarpaceae.